AUGGUGUCGGAUAAUAGAGGCUACUUGACACCGUCUUUGUCGCGUACUCAACAGACGUCAACAACUGCACCAAUGGACGAGAGUUCGGAAACAAUGAGUUAUCGCGAGCUUCAAUUGUUGGAGGAACUCUCCAGUGCUCGUCAGGAGCUAGCGAUGCUAAAACGCGCCAGCAGUGUGAUUGAAGAACCGCUGCAUAAACUACCACCACCCUCUACUCUACCAACACAGCGCAGAGCUUUCCAACAACACCACGAAAAUGUGGAGAUGUUCUCCAAUAGACAUCAAGCGCAUUACCAGUCGCAUCAUGAUAUUCACCAAGGGUGGGUUGGCAAGAUGUUUUUCUUUUUGGACAGGAAAUGUAUCUGA
Messenger RNA from Hydatigera taeniaeformis, 366 nucleotides. NCBI's taxonomy places the organism in Eukaryota, Metazoa, Platyhelminthes, Cestoda, Cyclophyllidea, Taeniidae. The record is from the annotation of a GenBank genome assembly.